AUGACGGAGCACGAAUCUUCGAUUACCAUGGGCAAGAACAGAUCGCUUCUCCGAUCUGUGCCCUUUAACAUCCUCAUCGCUUGCGGUGUGUCCUUCACGGCUCCAGGCAUGUGGGACGCUCUAGGCGGCUUAGGUGCUGGUGGAGCAGCUGUGCCAUACGCGGUCUCUGCUGCCAAUGCUCUGGUAUAUGGUCUAUUCGCCAUCGUCUGCGUCGCCGCAGGUGCAAUAAACAACCGCAUAGGAUUGAAAUACGGUCUUGCCUUGGGUGCUAUCGGCUACCCACUUUACGGCGCUGGACUGUACACCAACAGCACCGGCACGAAUACCUGGUUCCUGCUAUUUGGGAGUGCACUUUGCGGCAUAUCAGCUGGCUUUUUCUGGGCGGCUGAAGCAGCUAUUAUCAUCGGUUAUCCUUCACCUGGCGAUCGAGCCUUCUAUCUUGCUACAUGGCAGACGGCGAAAGCUGCUGGACCAAUCGUCGGCGGCGCCAUAAACCUCGGUCUCAACGCUAACCGCAAAACUGCUGGCUCAGUGUCAACGUCAACGUAUAUCGUCUUCAUAGUCAUCAUGUGCCUCGGCCUCCCAAUCGCCCUCUGCCUGACACCCGCACAGAAGAUCUGGCGUAAGGAUGGGACUCGUGUCGUCACCUCCCGCGCCGCAUCUUGGGGUGCUGAGUUCAAAGCUGUUGGGAAGUUGUUCAUCUCUCGACGGAUACUACUGCUGCUUCCAGCAUUCUUCAUCAGCUACUUCUACAAUGGUUUCACCAGCACCUGGCUCACAACAUACUUCACCGUCCGCUCGAGAGCCUUUAGUAGCUUCUUCACCAACUUCGCUGGUAUCUUCUCGUCGUUCCUCAUUGCUUCCCUGCUCGAUAACCAGAAGAUUCAUAUCCGGACUCGUGCCAGAAUCGCAUUUAUCUCCAUCAUCACGGUGCUCGUGGGGACAUGGAUAUGGGCCUCUGUUCUCCAGCAACAGUUCUACACUGCGGCUGGGACACCUGUCUUUGAUUGGUUCCAAGGAGGCUUCGGGAAGAGCUACGCUCUGGUCUUCUUCUGGCAGUUCGGGGGGCAGGCAUUCCAGCAAUUCUUGUAUUGGCUUGUUGGGCAAUACACAACAGAUCUAAGUAAUCUCAGCCAUCAUACUGGUAUUCUUCGAGGCGUGGAAGCCUUGGGGCAGACGGUUGCCUGGGCCAUGCAAUCCGAAGGCAAGGCGAAUCAUUUCGUCAGCAUUGGGAUCAACUUCGGCAUCACAUUGCUUUGCAUCCUGCCGACCUGGAUCGUGCUCUCAGAGCUGAAAGGGAGUCAUGAAGUCACUGUGGAGAAUGUUGGCGUGAUCCCUAAGCUGGACGGAGAGGGCGAUGCAUGA
Messenger RNA from Recurvomyces mirabilis, 1365 nucleotides. RefSeq lists its product as uncharacterized. Gene Ontology annotation, biological process: transmembrane transport. The transcript has 4 exons. Gene Ontology annotation, molecular function: transmembrane transporter activity. NCBI's taxonomy places the organism in Eukaryota, Fungi, Ascomycota, Dothideomycetes, Mycosphaerellales, Teratosphaeriaceae. The record is from RefSeq and is a predicted model, not a curated record. Bases 1 to 1365 code for a protein of 454 amino acids.